Trichoderma atroviride IMI 206040 is the source of this 1016-nucleotide messenger RNA. RefSeq names its product 40S ribosomal protein uS19. NCBI's taxonomy places the organism in Eukaryota, Fungi, Ascomycota, Sordariomycetes, Hypocreales, Hypocreaceae. The record is from RefSeq and is a predicted model, not a curated record. Gene Ontology annotation, biological process: translation; ribosomal small subunit assembly. Gene Ontology annotation, cellular component: cytosolic small ribosomal subunit; ribosome. Gene Ontology annotation, molecular function: RNA binding; structural constituent of ribosome.
GCGAGAUCCCAUACGAAGCUGUACGACGAAACUUUGGGGGACCUCCGCGGUGCGUCGGCUCCGCGACACGGAGCAGAGCCACAAGCAGCAAGCCACAAGCGUCAAGCCACGAAUCAUUCUGCACCGCCACAAGAUAUUCCAAAACGCACCAAAACUUUUUUCGGGUCGCCAAAGUCACCUGACUCCAGACAAAAGGGCAUGAACCCUACGGCCGAAAAUUAGUAGUGGCAGUCCCGCCCGCCCUCUUUGCAAUCCGCAUCACGGCUACUACAUUCGCUCGUCGAUACUUGCGCGUCGAUAAGCGAAUUCCUUGAAUCAACACACCAACCGCGAUCAUGGCUGAUUCUGAAUACAACGCCGAGGAGGCCGCCGAGCUCAAGAAGAGAAGAGCGUUCCGCAAGUUCUCUUACCGAGGAAUCGACCUUGACAACCUCCUCGACCUCUCCUCUGACCAGCUCCGAGAUGUCGUCCACGCCCGUGCCCGCAGAAGGAUCAACCGCGGUCUGAAGCGCCGCCCCAUGGGCCUCAUCAAGAAGCUCCGAAAGGCCAAGCAGGAGGCCAAGCCCAACGAGAAGCCCGACCUUGUCAAGACUCACCUCCGAGACAUGAUUGUCGUCCCCGAGAUGAUUGGAAGCGUCAUUGGUAUCUACUCCGGCAAGGAGUUCAACCAGGUCGAGAUCAAGCCUGAGAUGGUUGGCCACUACCUGGGUGAAUUCUCUAUCUCAUACAAGCCUGUCAAGCACGGCCGACCUGGUAUCGGUGCCACUCACUCUUCUCGUUUCAUUCCCCUCAAAUAAGAGGUUGUGGUCUUGGGUGGUUUCUGCAUUCACGGACGUUUUCGGGCGAAAAAGGACUGGUUUUAGUAGACGGAGGAAAGCCGCUACUGAAGUUGUUGAUGACAAUGAAUUCUAUGAUAGUACAAUAAGAAGGAUUGUCUUCGCUUUCAUCAAACAGCCAGCCAUUAGGCGCUGUUGAUACAUAAAAACCAUUUCCCGCUUCGCUACAAGCAUGAUGCG